AGGUCGUUGAAGGAUGGUUUAUUGCCUGGAAUUAAUGAAAUAACCGCUUCAACAAACAGUGCAUUGUGUGAAACGCGCAAAAUUAUGUGUUUUUCAUAAUUGUGGCGUUUAAAAGGUGCACUUUGUGGGUUUUUAGCUCGUCCGCAAACCACCUGUCAAAAAUGUCAAAUCCGUCAAAAAGUAGGUCAAUAUUUUACUUUUCAAUACGUAUGCUCAUAUGUUAGGGAAUAAUUGGUCAAAUUUGGUAAAUCCGUCCGUGUUUCUGUCGUAUUUUUCAGACGUUCCACCAUUCUAACCAAACUUGCAAUGGAUUAAAAUCGCAAAAAUGGCAGAAAAACUGGGUUUAGGUAGCGAAGUUCGGCAGCUGAAGAUAGGCCAGAGUUUCACAAAUCCGAAAUCAUCGGCGUUCCAUUCGAUUAAAUACGAUUUCAAGCCAGCCUCGGUCGACACCAACAAAAUAGCCACCGUAGAUGUCGGCAACAACAACCAAGUCACAGUUACCGUACCUCACUUGGAUGGUGCAGGGGUGCCCCAAACAGUAUUCAAAGGCUCGCAGCGGCCUUACCAAAAAGAAUGCGUGCUGAUAAUCGACCGCGCCACCGGCGAAAUAACCCUAGAGAAACUAACGUGUAAUAUUCAAGUGAAAAAGACGCGAAGUGAGUCGGCCAAGCAGCCGCUGCCCCAGGCCACCGACCGCUCGGGCACGACGUCCAUGCGCUCGCAGACGCCCCCCAUCGGCCAGCGCAUCUCGCACAAGACGAAAGUGACCAGCGGGAGCCGCCGACCGGACCGCCCCAUCACCCAUCUGGUGCCAAAGCACUCGCCCCUGCACGCGAGCCCCAGUUACCCCUCGCCCAAGAGCCACGCCAACGAGACGCACCAGAGCACGCUCGCGAGUCUGCCAAUGAUCGGCAUCGACGACUUCGACGCGCCCCCGCCCCCCAGCUCCACCGACAAAUCGCCGUCGAUGUUCCCCCUCUCCGACCACGAGACCGCUGGAGUGGGGGAAAUGAGCGACUCGUCGUCGUCGAGCAGCGACAGCGACUCGGAUUCGGAUAAUCCAGACCUUACCGCCGUUAACAAAUUAUCCAAAACCAAUGGGCACAGCAAUGGGACCUCAGCAGCCACCAAAAUAUCCACACAUCUCUUAAACGAAGACUUGUGCUUGUCAGAGUCGGGCUCAGACUCGGACUAACCGGCGAGUUAAGGUAAUCGAUAAUUAAAAUAUUUGUUACAGAAUAUAUAUUAUGUAUGAUAUUGAUAAAUACACAUACUGCAAUGCAA
Molecule: messenger RNA, 1284 nt
Organism: Tribolium castaneum (red flour beetle)
Lineage: Eukaryota; Metazoa; Arthropoda; Insecta; Coleoptera; Tenebrionidae
Gene: Eaf
Product: ELL-associated factor
Exons: 5
Coding region: 326-1195 (289 amino acids)
Biological process (GO): regulation of DNA-templated transcription; transcription elongation by RNA polymerase II
Cellular component (GO): super elongation complex
Molecular function (GO): transcription elongation factor activity
Source: RefSeq, a predicted model, not a curated record